Molecule: messenger RNA, 783 nt
Organism: Eimeria mitis
Lineage: Eukaryota; Apicomplexa; Conoidasida; Eucoccidiorida; Eimeriidae
Exons: 2
Coding region: 1-783 (260 amino acids)
Source: RefSeq, a predicted model, not a curated record
AUGCAGCGCGAGGGUUUGGGGCUUUUGGCGACGGAGGAGCUGCUGGAUGCCUUUGCUGCUGUCACGAUGCACGAAGCUGCCGUGCAGCAACGCCACAUGCAGCAGCAGCAGCAGCAGCAGCAGCUGCAGCAGCAGCUGCAGCAGCAGCAGCAGCAGCAGCAGCAACGUGCCGAUGAGGCACCGGACGGGGUUGGGGACUUCUCCUCUAUCGGACUCGCCGCAGACGAACUCACUACAAGCAGCGAGCAGCAGCAGCAGCAGCAGCAGCAGCAGCAGCAGCAGCAGCAGGAACAGCAGCAGCAGCAGCAGCAGAGCCUGCAGCCCUGCCUCAACCCCGGGUCUCCCGUGCUGCUGCGCGCAGCCCUGGCGCUUUCAAAUGAAAUCCGAGCAGCAGAAGCAGCAGCAGCAGCAGCAGCAGCAGCAGAUGCAACAGCAGCAGCAGCAGCAGAAGCAGCAGCGACAGCAGCAACAGAACCAGCAGGGAGAGAGUCCGCUCCUGAAGACGGUGCUGCUGCUGCAGCACGAUGCUGCGUGGCGCUGCUGCACCACGUAAGCAACAGAGCAGCAACAGCAGCAGCAGCAGCUGCAGCAACAGCAGCAAAGCCUAAACUAUGUGCACUGUGUCUCUCUUACUAUCCCCACUGCGUCGCCCCACUACCCCCCCCCCCUUUAUAUGAAUAUCUUGCUACGUAUCUAGACAGCAGCAGCAGCAGCAGCAGCAGCAGUAGCAGUAACAGCAGCAGCAGCAGUAGCAGUGAACAGCAGCAGCAGCAGCAGCAGUAG